AUGCUUUCAGUAUGGGGAUUCAGGACAGUGAAUUUGAUUCGAGAUCGCGGCGAAGUGAACAAGAAAAUCAGAGAACUAACCGAACUUGGCGGUGAUUAUGUUUUAACAGAGACGGAAUUCAUGAAGAAUCGUAAGGAUGUGUUGAAGAAUUUGUAUGAGCCUGUUAAAUUAGCACUCAACGGGGUUGGUGGCAGAUCGGCGCUAGUUGUAGCAUCGGCGCUCGAACGUGGUGGAACAGUUGUCUCGUAUGGUGAAAUGUCUGGUGAAAAUGCUCAAUUUUCAACAUCUUCGUUUAUCUUCAAUGAUAUCAUAGCGCGGGGAUUUGCAAUAAUGAAUUUCUACAAUAAUCCAGAGAAUGCAACAAAAUGUGAUCAGAUCUUCCAUGAUUUACAGGAACUUUACAAGCAAAAUCGCCUUAAAUCACCAGACAUGGAUAAAUGGGGAAUGCAGGACUAUUCGAAAGCCAUUGAGCAUGCUGUCGAUCACGGACACCCGAAACAACUAAUUAUUGAAGAUACGGUACUUUGA
Molecule: messenger RNA, 528 nt
Organism: Anisakis simplex (herring worm)
Lineage: Eukaryota; Metazoa; Nematoda; Chromadorea; Rhabditida; Anisakidae
Source: the annotation of a GenBank genome assembly